This is a messenger RNA of Andrographis paniculata, 935 nucleotides long. Its product is annotated as 50S ribosomal protein L24, chloroplastic. The transcript is spliced from 5 exons. The record is from RefSeq and is a predicted model, not a curated record. Gene Ontology annotation, cellular component: mitochondrion; ribosome. NCBI's taxonomy places the organism in Eukaryota, Viridiplantae, Streptophyta, Magnoliopsida, Lamiales, Acanthaceae. Gene Ontology annotation, biological process: translation. Gene Ontology annotation, molecular function: structural constituent of ribosome; RNA binding. Bases 174 to 749 code for a protein of 191 amino acids.
UAAUAAUAAUAAAGAAUUACGGAGUAUAAAAACCUUUGUUGAUGUAUGGUUCAUUGCACACUGGACGGAACAUCAUCCAAAACUCUCGCGCGGAGCGCCAUCAGCGCCGACUAUCUCCGUCAAGGCAUUUUUAAGCUGUUAUAGUUUGAGAUAUUCAAAAUCAGUCACAUAGGAUGGCAGCACUGUCUCUGCAGAGCUCAUUCGUAUCCCUGAAGCUGUCGACCAACUCAUUUCUGGGUCAAUGCUUCUCUCCCACCUACCUCCCUAUGAUUAAAACAACAGAGCAGCCCAGCUCGAUUGUUGCAAAGCUUAAACGAUGGGAACGGAAAGAGUGCAAACCAAACAGCCUUCCGGUGCUACACAAAAUGCACGUUAAAGUUGGGGACACUGUCAAAGUCAUAUCCGGGAAGGACAAAGGGAAAGUGGGCGAGGUUGCUCGGGUUAUUAAGCACAACAGCCACAUCGUAAUAAAAGAUAUCAACUUAAAGACAAAGCACGUGAAGAGCAAGGAGGAAGGAGAACAGGGGCAGAUAAUCAAGAUCGAAGCGCCGAUCCAUAGCUCAAAUGUCAUGCUCUACUCGAAAGAACAGGAUGUGGUGAGCAGAGUCGGGCAUAAAACUCUCGAAAACGGUAAACGGGUUCGGUAUCUAAUUAAGACGGGCGAAGUAAUCGACAGCCCGGAGAAAUGGAAGAGAGUUGUGAAGGAACAAGAGAAACCUGCAGAAGUAGCUGCUGCGGCUGCCUCUUAGCCGUAUCGACAUUGUGCCGAUGUAUCGAUUCGAAACAGGUACAAUCUUUCACUGCCUGUGCCUGAUUUAUUUCUUCAUUUUGGAUGCUUCAUACUUGUUAAAUGUUAGUUGGUGAUAAUCUUGUUCUUGUGUAUUUUUCUUGUACAUUUUUGUUUGAGUUAUUAGUCAUGAAAUUUUUCUAUUGCA